Sphaerulina musiva SO2202 is the source of this 1042-nucleotide messenger RNA. RefSeq lists its product as uncharacterized. The record is from RefSeq and is a predicted model, not a curated record. Gene Ontology annotation, molecular function: protein binding. Lineage: Eukaryota; Fungi; Ascomycota; Dothideomycetes; Mycosphaerellales; Mycosphaerellaceae. The transcript is spliced from 2 exons. Bases 1 to 888 code for a protein of 295 amino acids.
AUGACAGUCUCAUACAAAGAGAUCGCGACUGCGAAACCAUUCCGAUUUCUCAUAGGCGAUGCCGCUGUCGAAUUCUUCGUUCAUCCCGCGAUUGUCACCCAGCAGUCGAAGUCCUUGGAGACACUUAUCCAUGGCAAAAUGAAAGAAGCUCGCGAUGGAUUCGCCUGUAUCGAAGAAGUCGAUGUGGAUACCUUUGCUCGCUUUGUAGAGUACUGCUACACUGGAGACUAUCCGGCUGCUGAGCAUGUGGUCGUGCUAGACGCUUCUUCGAUACAGCAUGAAGACGGUAAAGUCGAGCAUGAAGUUGGUGAAGUCGAGCAUGAAGUUUGUGAAGUCGUCCAAAACUUCUGGGACCUAGACAUAGAAAGUUCCCGCUGGAAGGCAAAACGUGGAAAAGGAGUCAAGAAGAAUUUAAUAAUGGCACCACGCUCAAUGCGUCGCCAGGAAAUGUUGAAGGCGUUUAAGGAGCUAUCCUGGAACACUCCAGCCCAAGAACCAAAACCACCCCAAUAUGGCGCCCGAGUCAACAGAGAAGCCUGUGAGGACUACACCGACGUCUUCCUCUCCCACGCUCGCUUGUAUGUGUUUGCAGACACAUACGAUAUCGAAAGACUCCGUGUGCUGUCACUGCAAAAGCUACACCAAUCUCUCGUCAAUUUCACGCUAUUCGCGGAAAGAACUACAGAUAUUGCACUCCUGCUGCAGUAUGCCUACCAACAUACCCCAGAGCGUACAUAUACAAUGGAUGAUCUUCGCGAGCUCCUGAUGAGAUAUGUUUGUUGUCAUCUCGAGCAGAUCAAAAGCAAUAGUGUCUUUCAGGAGACGCUCAAGGCUGAAAAUAGUUCGUCUGUGGAUCUCAUCGAGAUGUUGUUGCCAAGCCUAGACUGAAGGACGAGAAGGCGAGGUCGGUGUGGGAAUCACUUGAUUCGUAGGUAGUCUUGCUGCUUCAAUCGAGAGAAAUGAGGAAGCCAACGCAGCUACGAGGAGGACCUUGCAGGCAUCGAUAGGACAUGGAAAAAAUUUAAUGUCUAGCCAAAACUGC